Mangifera indica (mango) is the source of this 1754-nucleotide messenger RNA. Its product is annotated as growth-regulating factor 5-like. NCBI's taxonomy places the organism in Eukaryota, Viridiplantae, Streptophyta, Magnoliopsida, Sapindales, Anacardiaceae. The record is from RefSeq and is a predicted model, not a curated record. Gene Ontology annotation, cellular component: nucleus. The transcript is spliced from 4 exons. The coding region runs from base 430 to 1476 and encodes 348 amino acids. Gene Ontology annotation, biological process: developmental process; DNA-templated transcription; regulation of DNA-templated transcription. Gene Ontology annotation, molecular function: ATP binding.
AGCCUAUAUUUGAAUUAAUUUUACCUGAAUCUCUCUGUACAUUUGUUUAUGGAUUUCUGUAAAGAUGUCAGAGACAAGGACAGCAACAAAGGCAGAGGCAUCAGAGCAGAAGGCAACAGAGGCGCGGCCACAAUAACUUAAUAAGAGCAGCAGACUCACUCAGUACUCGAGAGAGAGAGAGAGAUAAAAAGAAAGAGAAGAAAGGUGAGGAGGUGGCAGUAAUAUCAUUCAUCAUAGCCGUUAGUUUUAUCCAUGCACAGAAGAAGAUUCUGCAACCAAUGGACUCUGCAAAAAACCCCUAAAAACUAUCAACCCAACAGCAACGACAACAAGACUCUCUUAAUUUGUUACAUCUUUCAUCAUAGUCAGCUAGUUCUUGGUCUUUAAGCUAAAGCCCUUCUUUUUCUUCACCUUUUUUCAGUUUCAAACAUGUUCGCCACUGGUGCAACUAGUGCAAGAGAUAUUAGGUCUCCUUUUACUCCAACUCAAAGGCAAGAACUUGAACUCCAAGCUCUCAUAUUCAAAUACAUGGUCUCAGGAGUCCCUAUUCCCCCUGAACUCAUCUACUCGGUUAAAAGAAGCCUAGAUUCUUCAAUGGCCGCAAGACUCUUUCCUCCUCAACAGAUCGGGUGGGGUUAUUUUCAGGUGGGUUUUGGCAGAAAGGCAGACCCAGAACCUGGAAGGUGCAGAAGAACAGAUGGGAAAAAAUGGAGGUGUUCAAAAGAAGCUUACCCAGACUCAAAGUACUGUGAGAGGCACAUGCAUAGAGGCAGAAACCGUUCAAGAAAGCCUGUGGAAGCUACUUCAUCAGCACCGCCAACACCAACACCAACACCGACGAUAAAUCCUUCUCCAUCAAUUUCAUCACUCAAUAGAAGCAACAUCUCCAUCAACUCUUCACCAACUUCUUUUCCACCUAUAUCUUCUGAACUCUAUUCUCAUCAUGAUCCAACUCAAAAGACUUCCACCACUCUUCUCAAUCCUUUUCUUUAUAAUCCUCAAACUUCCUCUUCAAGAACUGUUGCUGGCUCUUCUGCCUCGUCGCCUCAUGAUAACAUUACUACUACUCAUCAUUUUUUCUUUGAAUCUGGAACCUGUUCUCAAGCUGACAAAGAUUACAGGUUUUUUCAUGAAAUAAGAGAGACUGUUGAUGAGAGAGCUUUUUUCCCAGAAGCUUCAGGGACUGUUAGAACCUUACAUGAUUCAUGUCACCCUUUGACAAUGGAAGGUUCAUUCAAACCGUACUCUGAUCAGUCUCAGUUUCAGUCAUUUUCUCAAGAAAACUCAAAACAACAACAGGAGCAGCUUUGUUUUGUUUUGGGUACUGAUUUCAAAUCAACAAGAACAAUGAAUCAUGAAAAAGAAGAUGAAAUACAGAAGCCAUUACACCACUUCUUUGGCGGUGAGUGGCCACCAAAGAGCCCAGACUCUUGGCUCGAUCUCUCUUCCAAUUCCAGACUUCGAACUGAUAGUUGAUGAUGAGGUGAGGUCUCAAAAUAAUGGACAAUUAUUCCAAGUCCAAAAGAGUACUCUUAGCUGGUGGGUCACAGCCUUUCUUGUCGAAAUUGUGGCUAGGAGAGCUUUGGUUUGCUUAAAAGUGAUGAACAAUAAUGGAGGGCCACAUGAAGCUCAAUAUACUAAAUCUAUCUUUUGCUUUCUUUCUUGAUACUUCAAUUUCUCUCUUAUUCCCCUAUAAGAGAACAUGCUUGGGAUUUGUAAAACUUUUACGUGUUUGAGUAGAAGCAUCUUUCAUA